Molecule: messenger RNA, 1799 nt
Organism: Triticum dicoccoides
Lineage: Eukaryota; Viridiplantae; Streptophyta; Magnoliopsida; Poales; Poaceae
Exons: 16
Coding region: 395-1618 (407 amino acids)
Source: RefSeq, a predicted model, not a curated record
GGCGGCAUCACCCCGGCGCUGCGUCUCCCUCCUCUCCUCUGUCAGUCGGGUCGUCGUCACCUCGCGUGGCGCUGCUGCGAGCGACGGGUGCGGGUGGGAACGCGCCACACGUCGCCCUUCCUCUGAACGUCGCUGUCUCGCCCGCCCGCCCGCCCGCUCCAGCGGCCGCGUCUGGCUCCGCCUCCGUGCCCGUGCCUUUCCCAAUCUCUCUGCAGAGCAUUUCCUCCUCCUCCACGAGAUAGCAGCGGCGCCCGUGCCCGUGCCCUCCGCGCGGAGGUCCACCGCUCGUCGCUCGUCCAGCCGGUUGCCUCAUCCGCCUCCGCGGGUUUCAUGAAGAGCGAGAAGUAGUGCCCAGUGGGAUAAGAAUGGUCACAGGAGCUAUCACUGCUCUAAGAUGAGACUGCGGCUGCGUCUGCUGGUUCUGUGCUUGAUGAUAAUCCUAUUUGUGGUCUACAACAUGGCAAGCUACCAACGCAGACAGACAGUGUUGGAUGAAGACGCUCCCCCGUUUGAUACGAUGAUGGGGUCUGACAGGGCUGCUGUUAAGGCAUCUGGGACUGGGAGAGCUACUGCCAAGGUGUCACACGGAGCUGCUUCUACUGCUAGGGUCGGGUUUUUGCCUCAUGGUAUAGUGGAGCCUUACUCCGACAUGGAGCUCAAGCCAUUAUGGCUCACAAGAAGCGUGCAAUCACCGCAGGAGUCUAACCAGAAAGACAGGUGCUUGAUUGCUAUCCCUGCUGGUAUCAAUCAGAAGAAAAGUGUAGAUGCUCUUAUGAAGAAGUUUCUUGCAGAGAACUUUACAGCUAUAUUGUUCCACUACGAUGGGAAGGUCAAUGAGUGGAAUGAUCUACCAUGGAGCAAAAGUGUGAUACACAUCGCUGCUUCUAAUCAGACAAAAUGGUGGUUUGCUAAAAGGUUCCUCCAUCCUGCCGUCGUCUCGAUGUACAAGUAUAUAUUUCUUUGGGACGAAGAUCUUGAAGUAGAUAAUUUUAACCCAAGAAGGUACUUGAAUAUAGUGAAAUCAGAAAGGCUGGAGAUAUCCCAACCUGGUCUUGACCCUAAGUUAUCUGAAAUUCAUCAUCCGAUAACUGUUCGUAAGAAAACAGGGAGUUUCCACAGAAGAGUCAGUCGGGCUAAUAAAGAUUGUUCAAGAGAAGGGCCACCUUGUUCUGGAUGGGUCGAGGGCAUGGCACCGGUUUUCUCGAAAUCUGCUUGGCAAUGUGCUUGGCAUCUCAUCCAGAAUGAUCUUGUCCAUGGAUGGGGUAUUGAUUACAAGUUUGGAUACUGCGCCCAGGGUGACAGGACAAAGAACAUUGGAGUAGUUGAUAGCGAAUUUGUAGUCCAUCGAGGAGUACAGACCUUAGGAGGUUCUGCAAUGACAAAGCGUACCCGCGGCAAGAGCUCACAUGCACUCCGUCAGAGAACUGCUCAAGUGCAGCAACAAACGAGAGGGAAGGCAGCAAGCCUUGACAUGAGGACAAAGGUCAGGAGAAAAUCACGGGUGGAGCUUCGUGAUUUCCAGAAGCGCUGGGAGCGCGCCGCGAGGGAAGAUAGAACAUGGAUUGAUCCAUUCACUCGCUCACGGAGAAAGAGGAGGAACAGACCAGCAGUAGAUUAGCACUUUUCAGCUCACAUUUUCUUCCUUUUUCAUGUGCUCCGGUCGAUUUUGAGACGCCGAAUACUCGGCUGUCCAGUUCUGUGCAAAAUCUUGUGAACCCCGUGUGCUUACAGGUGAUGUUUUCCAUGCCUAUAUGAGAAGAUAUGGCAGAUUCGAAUGGAAAGUGUCUCAUGUGUCUCUC